UGCAGGCUGGAGCUCCAGGCUCUGGAGCAGGACUAGGAACAUGAGGUCGGUCCCUGGAGCUGUCCUCGGGGCGCUCGUCCUUCUGUCUCUGCAGAGCUGGGGUUCGGCCACAGCAGGAGACACAGAUGGCUGUGACCAGCCGCUGGCGUCCACACUGCCUGCCUCCUCCUUCAGCGGCUCCUCCGAGCUGUCACGCAGCCACAGCCCCGAGUUUGCGAGACUGAACCGCAGAGACGGAGCUGGGGGCUGGACACCACGCGUGUCAAGCAGGGGCCAGUGGCUGCAGCUCGACCUCGGGGACAGGGUGUCGGUCACCGCGGUGGCCACGCAGGGCGGGUACGGGAGCUCCGACUGGGUGACCGGCUACCUCCUGAUGUUCAGCGACAGCAGCAGGAACUGGAAGGUGUACCGGCGCGAGGAGAGCAUCGCGGGCUUUCCAGGGAACACCAACGCAGACAGUGUGGUGCGCCACCAGCUGCAGCCGCCCGUGGAGGCCAGAUACCUGCGCUUCCUCCCCUCCGCCUGGAACCCCGAUGGCCGCAUCGGGAUGCGCGUGGAGGUGUACGGAUGCCCAUUCCGAUCAGAGGUGAUUGACUUUGAUGGAAAAAGUUCCCUGCUUUACAGAUUUGUUCAAAGUACCAGGAGUCCAGCGAAAGACAUCAUUUCUUUGAAAUUUAAAACCAUGCAGAGUUAUGGGCUUCUAUUCCACAGACGGGGCAGAAAUGGAGAUUGCAUCACCCUGGAAUUAGUGAAAGGGAGGCUCCUUCUGUUCUUCAAUUCAGGCACCACCGCACCCUCCCCGUCCGGCCCCGGGGUUGUGGCGCUGGGCAGUCUGCUGGACGACCAGCACUGGCACUCGGUGCUCUUUGAGCAUGCCCACCAGCAUGUGACCCUCUCAGUGGACCAGCACUCGAGGCAGUUCCAGGCACGGGCACAGCUGAGUCACUUGGACCUGGAUCCUGAGAUCAGUUUUGGAGGGAUUUUAGCACCUGGAAAAUCUGUGACAUUGCAAAGAAAACACUUUGACGGAUGUUUAGAAAAUAUUAAUUUUAAUGGAGAGGAUAUCAUUGAUUUGGCCAAGAAGCACAGACCACAGAUUCUCAUCAGGGGCAACGCCUCCUUCUCCUGCUCCGAGCCGCAGCCCGUGCCGGUCACCUUUCCGAGCGCUGGGAGCCACUUGGUGCUGCCGGGUACCGCGGCACAGGACGGGGUCUCCAUCAGCUUCCAAUUCCGGACGUGGAACCAGGCAGGGCUCCUGCUGUCCAGCUGGCCGCCUCGUGGCUCCACGGGCUUUCUGCUCACGCUCAGAGAUGGAGCCCUCAGACUGGGGCUGUCCCCACCUCCGGGACAAGCGAGGAGUGACAUCACUGCAGGUGCUGGACUUAAUGAUGGGCAGUGGCAUUCGGUCUCCCUGACAGCCCAGAGGAACCAGCUAAGUGUGGUGGUGGACCAGGCCGGGGCCUCAGUGGUUCACGCAGAGCUGCCUCUGGAGACCCACACAGGCAGUGCCUAUCACUUUGGAGGGUGCCUCCCUCCCAGCUCCGGGUCUGAAUGCAAGGCCUCGCCUGCUGGAUUCCAGGGGUGUCUGAGGCUCAUCUCCAUUAAUGCCCAAGAGGUGGACCUGAUUUCAGUACAGCGGGGAGUGUUUGGGAACUUCAGCGGCCUGGACAUCGACUCCUGCGGCAUUCUGGACAGGUGCUUGCCCAACCACUGUGAGCACGGUGGCAGGUGCUCCCAGACCUGGACAGCCUUCUACUGCAACUGCACCAGCACGGGGUACACGGGCGCCACGUGCCACCACCCCCUCUACGAGCAGUCCUGCGAGGCAUAUAAGCACAGGGGCAAGUCCUCAGGGAGAUACUACAUCGACCCUGAUGGCAGCGGACCCCUGCAGCCCUUCCCCGCGUUCUGCAACAUGACAGACAUCCCGUGGACCGUCAUGCAGCACAAUGGCUCAGGCCUCACCAGGGUCAAGGGCGCAGACCAGGAGAACCUGCACCGGGCGGUGUUCCAGUACGAGGCCAGCCUGGAGCACCUGCUGGCCGCCAUCGCCCGCGCCGGGCAUUGCCAGCAGCAGCUGGAGUUCCACUGCAGGAGGUCUCGGCUCCGGGACUCACGAGAUGGAACCCCUCUGAGCUGGUGGGUUGGAAGCACCCAUGAGAUACGCACUUACUGGGCAGGUUCCGUGCCCGAGGCCCAGAUGUGUGCUUGCGGAUUAGCGGGGAACUGCGUUGACUCCCAGUACCACUGCAACUGCUACGCGGACCAGGAUGAAUGGACCAACGACACAGGUGUGCUGUCCUAUAAAGAGCACCUGCCCGUGACACGCAUCGUGGUCACAGACACAGCCCGCCCGAGCUCUGCUGUAGCCUACAAACUGGGGCCUCUGCUGUGCCAAGGGGACCGAUCCUUCUGGAACUCCGCUUCCUUCCACACAGAAACUUCAUACCUUCACUUCCCCACUUUACAUGCAGAGCUCAGCGCCGACGUGUCCUUCUUUUUCAAGACGAGAGCUUCAUCUGGGGUGUUCUUAGAGAACCUGGGGAUCACAGACUUCAUCAGCCUGGAGCUACGUUCCCCAGUGGAAGUGGCCUUUUCCUUCGAUGUGGGGAACGGGCCCUGCGAGGUCACAGUGCAGUCGCCCGCCCCCCUCAAUGACGACCGGUGGCACCUCGUCCGGGCUGAAAGGAACGCAAAGGAGGCCUGGCUACAGGUGGACCUGCUCCCGCCCGGGACACAUGCAGCCCCUGAGGAUGGGCACGUGCGCCUGCAGCUCAACAGCCAGCUAUUUGUGGGAGGCACGGCCACCAAACAGAGAGGCUUCCAGGGGUGCAUCCGGUCCUUGCAGCUGAAUGGGAAGGCGCUGGACCUGGAGGAGAGGGCACAGGUCACGCCGGGGGUGGAGCCCGGCUGUCCGGGCCAUUGCAGCACCUACGGGAGUCUGUGCCACCACGGAGGGCGCUGCCAGGAGAGGCCCCGGGGGUUCUCCUGUGACUGCGAGCUCUCCGCUUUCUCAGGGCCCUUCUGCACACAGGAGAUUUCUGCACACUUUGGAGCUGGGUCCUCAGUGACUUACAAUUUUCAUGAAUUUUAUCCGUUAAGUACAAACUCCAGCCCCCAUGCUGCUUCAUUUCAUGGGGACAUGGUUUUAGCUAGAGAGAUGAUCACAUUCAGUUUCCAAACACUGCAAACCCCGAGCUUGCUGCUCUACGUGGACUCCUUCUACAAUGAAUACCUCUCUGUUAUCCUGGCCAAAAAUGGUAGUUUGCAGAUUAGGUACAAGUUAGAUCUACAUCAGGAUCCUGAUGUCUUUAACUUUAACUUCAAGAAUAUGGCAGAUGGGCACCUUCACCACAUGAAGAUCAACAGAGAGGAAGGAGUGGUCUUCGUAGAGGUGGACCAGAAAGCCCGGAGCCAAGUGAGCCUGUCGUCUGGCACAGAAUUCAACGCUGUCAAAUCCCUCGUGCUGGGCAAGAUCUUAGAGCCCGGCGGCCACGUGGAUGAAGACACCAAGCAGGCUGGCGCUCGAGGCUUCUCCGGCUGCCUCUCCGCCCUGCAGUUCGAGCGCGCGGCCCCGCUGAAGGCUGCGCUGCAUCCCGGGCGCUCCGGGCGCGCCUCGGUGCGGGGGCCGGUGGCCUCGUCGGAAUGUGGGGCCGGCCCAGGAGGCGGCGCGGCGCGAGAGCGGACGCACGCAAGAGCAGAACGUCCUGGAGUGGUGGAGGAGGGGAGACCCAUGGCUGGCGAGACCCACGGACACUCGGCACUGAUUGGAGGCGUGGUAGCCGUGGCCAUAUUCGUCCUGCUCUGCGUCACUGCUGUGGCCAUCUGCCUGUACCGGCAGAGGAGCUCGUACCCAACCACGGAGCUGGACGGACCCGGGAAGCAGGGCAGCUCCGUGGCCGUGCCCAGAUGUGAGCUUGGCGGGCCAGACGCCGUGGGUGGGGACCAGCAGGCGGGCUUCUGAGUGGGAGCCGGGCUGAGUGAGCUCUCCCUUGAUCCGAUGUCCUCACUGAGACCUCAACGGCCACAAGUCACCUUGAACCACGCAGGGCACCAGGCCGACUCUCGGGGUCCUCAGAGGCCUUGUCCCACGGAUGACUCCUCAGCCCCCAUUUGCGUCACUGCGCUUACGUCUCCACGAUUCCAGUACCGUCUCGUCCGUGUUGGUUCUGAUGCCAUCGUGUUUGGUGGACUGGAGUCAGCUGCCUAGCGCCUGCGGCUUUAAAAGGGAAGCUUGCUUGGGCGGUGGGGAGGCCUGGCCUUGCUGCGCGUGAAGCUGUGCUCUGCGACCGGUGCCAACUUCAGUGAACUGAAUAGGCUUCUGCCCGUGCUCGCUGAAUACUCACGUCUGCCGUGAGCCGUAGCCACGUGGCCCAAACCAUACAGCCUUUCUGCCUUUGUCUUUGCUGGUCUGGUUGGCGCAAAGCACCGUUCCCUAGAGAGACUCUCAUUUGUGUUCUCCUGUUGGGAUGCGCACGGUGAAUGUGGACACGCCUGGCCCUAGCUGCCGUCUGCCAGAGCCAACCGCACGUGUCCCCAGAGGCCCGCACCUGGCAGCGCCCUGACUCAGACGAUCUCAUAGACUUUUUUUAAGUUAAAAUGGAAGAGCAGAAAGAACCACAAAUUCUUACUGUUGAAAUGUAUUUUUAAUUGCAUCUGCAAUACCUAAAUGGUGAA
Messenger RNA from Zalophus californianus (California sea lion), 4677 nucleotides. RefSeq names its product contactin-associated protein-like 4. The record is from RefSeq and is a predicted model, not a curated record. Lineage: Eukaryota; Metazoa; Chordata; Mammalia; Carnivora; Otariidae. The coding region runs from base 41 to 3964 and encodes 1307 amino acids. The transcript is spliced from 24 exons.